This is a messenger RNA of Babjeviella inositovora NRRL Y-12698, 320 nucleotides long. RefSeq lists its product as uncharacterized. Lineage: Eukaryota; Fungi; Ascomycota; Pichiomycetes; Serinales. Bases 78 to 275 code for a protein of 65 amino acids. The record is from RefSeq and is a predicted model, not a curated record. The transcript has a single exon.
CAAGAAUAAUUCCAGCUGUCGUACGCAACUAGCCUGGAUGGUUGCAUGAACCGGACACUCAGCUAUUUAGCAAAUAAAUGGCCGUUGUGUGUGGUCUGGAGUCCUCCGCGCACCGGCUUGAUAGGGCUCGCACACUUGUAUUAAACCCUGUGCGACUUGCACUAAACCCUGUACAACUUCGAGUGAGAGCAAUCUUCUACAGACAAUUGACGCUAUGGUCUCAAUACAUUGCCUACCCGGAAAUCCUUCACCGCAAACCACAACACAAACCAUAGCGUUCUCUAUCGGGGUUCACCAGCUAAAUGCCUAGGUGUUCCUAG